UCUUAAAAGAGGCUGCAGAAGAACAAAGGGGGAUCUUUUGGAAGAGACUGAAGAUGAAUGGGCGUGGUCCUGAAGUCGUGGAGCGUGGAAGCCAGGGAGAAUUCUGGGAAAGAGCCAGACAGACGUUUUUGGCAGAAGAUACCAUCAGCUCGCAUGUCCAGUACCAACACUUCAGGCAGUUCCGCUACCAGGAGGCCGAGGGGCCCCGAGAGGUUUGCAGCCGACUCCACCAUCUUUGCCAUCAGUGGCUGAAGCCGGAUAGGCACAGCAAGAAGGAGAUCCUGGACCUGGUGAUUCUGGAGCAGCUCCUGGCCGUCCUGCCUCCAGCAAUGGAGAGCUGGGUCAGGGAAUGUGGGCCCGAGACCAGUUCCCAGGCAGUGGCCCUGGCAGAAGGCUUCCUCCUGAGCCAGGCGGAGCAGGAGCAGGGCCUUUCAGUGGGAAUAGCCAGCAAACUCCCUAAGGCAGAGAAGGCUCGAUCAGGCACCAAACAGAGGCCGCACUCCAGGAGAGUCGCACAGGAGGCUAACCAAGGCAUCACCUCACUGGGCUGGGACACGGUGCCAGCAAAACCAACAAGGUCAUCUUUUCUUGGUGGUCUAGAGGACGCAACUUUAGUGCCAGAUCAGGGCCUGGUGACUUUUGAGGAGGUGUCUGUGCAUUUCACCGAGGAGGAGUGGGCCCUGCUGGAUCCGGGCCAGAAAGACCUCCAUUGGGAAGUCAUGUUAGAGAAUUUUGCCAAUGUGACCUGUCGAGCAGGUGACAGGUGGGUGAGUGGGCACCAGGGAGAUCCAAUUGGGACAUUGCUGGAAACAACCAGAUGUAAAGAAGUAGAUGAACAGACAAAGAAAACUGAAGUGAAACAGAAGAGGAGGACUGUAUCCACACUUCAGAAUGGUGGCUGUGAAGAAAUCCCACUCCAAAGGAAAAAGUCCACGAGGAAUGAAAGGAGUAAAUGCCCCAUGUGUGGGAAAAGCUUCACACGAAAAUCUGGCCUUAAUCUUCACUGGACAAUACACACAGGGGAGAAACCUUUUAAAUGCUCUGAGUGUGGGAAGAGCUUCAGACGACGGGAUAAACUUAUUAGACACCAAGGAAUCCACACAGGAGAGAAACCAUUUGCAUGCCUACAGUGUGGCAAGAGCUUCAGAGACAGAAUAAAUCUUAUUUCGCAUAUAAGAAUCCACACAGGGGAGAAACCGUAUCAAUGCCUAGAGUGUGGGAAAAACUUCACCUGGAGAAAAACCCUGAUUUACCAUCAAAGAAUCCACACAGGAGAGGAACCAUAUAAAUGCAUGGAGUGUGGAAAGAGCUGCAGUACAGGCUCAGACCUUACAAGGCAUCAAAGAAGCCACACGGGGGAUAAGCCGUUUAAAUGUCUGGUGUGUGGAAAGAAGUUCACUCGGAACACAAACCUUAUAUCGCAUCACAAAAUGCACACGGGGGAACAACCAUAUAAAUGCUUCGAUUGUGGAAAGUGUUUUAGUCAAAGUCCUGCCCUUACUAGGCAUCAGCGAAUCCACACAGGGGAGAAACCAUAUAAAUGUUCAGAGUGUGGAAAGAGCUUCAAUCUAAGCACAACUCUUACUAGACAUCAAAGAGUCCACACAGGGGAGAAACCUUAUCAGUGCUCAGAGUGUGGCAUGAGCUUCACUUGGAGCUCAACGCUGACUUCGCAUCAAAGAAUCCACACAGGGGAAAAACCGUAUCAGUGCCCAGAGUGUGGAAAGACUUUCAGCAACAGAAAAAGGCUAACUUCCCAUCAGCAAAUACACAAGGAUGAGGAUCCCAUAAAUCCUAGAAAUUCGCAGGGCAUAACAAAAGCAUCGGGUGGAACACAGAUUUUCUCAUCAAGGAAUUCACACAAAAGCAUAUAAAUAGAGUGGUUCCCCACCCCUGAACAAUCAUACCUCGACUAGUCUUAAGGGAUCUUUUAUACAAUGGGUUCUUUCUUUGCCCAAAGCAAGUGCUUUGAAAACAGCUCUUAGACUCUCUCUUUCCAUUCUGUAAACCAUCCUGACUCUAUGUUGCAUCUUAAUGUGAUGU
This is a messenger RNA of Eublepharis macularius, 2043 nucleotides long. RefSeq names its product zinc finger protein 154-like. The record is from RefSeq and is a predicted model, not a curated record. The coding region runs from base 54 to 1874 and encodes 606 amino acids. Gene Ontology annotation, biological process: regulation of transcription by RNA polymerase II. Gene Ontology annotation, molecular function: RNA polymerase II cis-regulatory region sequence-specific DNA binding; DNA-binding transcription factor activity, RNA polymerase II-specific. Lineage: Eukaryota; Metazoa; Chordata; Lepidosauria; Squamata; Eublepharidae. The transcript is spliced from 5 exons.